UAGAUAUUUAAUUAAAAUGGAAUCACGAUCAUAUAAUUUCUCUACAGCUAAAAAGAGAUCCACUUAAAUGGAAAGCAAAGUCAUUUUGUAUAACAUUUAGUUUAUUUUCAUCUAAUAGUUUCCCAAGAGAAGAUGAAAAUGCUCCAAGAACAAUUAUUUUGAAAUAAGAAUGCCCAGGAGAAUUAAGUGCAUUUAAAGAAGUAAGAAAUGAUUAGAAAUAUAAUUAGUGUGUUUUAAGAACAAAAGAUGAAUCAAAAUGUAUGCAAUUCAAAGAUGGUACCCGAUUAAAUAAAUAAUUAUAAUAGCAUUAUUGGAAUGUGGUAAGCCUGCAUUUAGAAAGGCCAACACUACUCCAGAUUAUAAAUUCUGAGCAGUAUUAAAGAGCAUACAUAAAUAUAAUUUUAAUCACAAUAUUUAG
This is a messenger RNA of Paramecium sonneborni, 418 nucleotides long. The record is from the annotation of a GenBank genome assembly. NCBI's taxonomy places the organism in Eukaryota, Ciliophora, Oligohymenophorea, Peniculida, Parameciidae.